UAUAGGCUUGAUGCGCACUUCACACAUGUACAAAAGCUCCAGAUGUGCUGUGUAUCUUGUUUAGUUGACUUUAUUCUUCUGUAAAGCCAAGAGAAAUAUUAAUCAUUCAUUUACUGUUAGGGGAUGGGUCUUCUUCUCAUAUUUCAGUUAAGGGGGUGGAAAAGUAAAGUAAGCCAAUUUUUUUCCUAUUUAAGGCCAAAGCUGGGGAAUGCUUGUGGCUGAGUUCUGUACAUGGCCCGGUGCUGGAAGGGCAGGGAACGACCGAUGUUGCUAUUUUGAAUAGAUUUUUCUUUCCCCCCCAUUUUUUCUUUUUGCCCAGAGAUUCUCAUGUCUAAUAUUUAGACAUGAUGAGCUUUGUGCAAAAAGUAACUUUGCUCAUUCUUGCCGUGUUUCAACCCUCAGUUAUUUUGGCACAACAAGACGUCCUAGGAGGAUGUACCCAUCUUGGGCAGGUUUAUGCUGACAGGGAUGUUUGGAAACCAGAGCCGUGCCAAAUCUGUGUGUGUGACUCCGGAUCUGUUCUCUGUGAUGACAUCAUCUGUGACGACCAGGAGUUAGACUGCCCCAACCCAGAGAUCCCCUUUGGAGAGUGCUGUCCAGUUUGUCCACAAACAACACCACAGCCUACAAAACCUCCAGUCCCACAAGGCCCCAGGGGAGAACCUGGCCCUCCUGGUCCUCCAGGCAGAAGUGGUACCCCUGGAUCCCCAGGACAGCCAGGGAGCCCUGGAGCUCCUGGUCCCCCCGGCAUCUGCCAGUCAUGUCCCAGCAUCAACGGAGGUAGUUUUUCUCCACAGUAUGACUCCUAUGAUGUGAAGGCUGGCUCAGUUGGCAUAGGUUACCCCCAGCCCAUUAGUGGCUUUCCAGGACCCCCUGGCCCCAGCGGCCCCCCUGGCCCACCUGGUCAUGCAGGUCCCCCUGGUUCUAAUGGAUACCAAGGUCCCCCCGGAGAACCAGGACAACCUGGCCCUUCUGGACCUCCAGGCCCUGCUGGCAUGAUAGGCCCAGCUGGUCCACCAGGAAAAGAUGGAGAACCAGGAAGACCAGGCAGAAAUGGAGACCGUGGAAUCCCUGGAUUACCGGGUCACAAGGGACACCCUGGAAUGCCUGGAAUGCCUGGAAUGAAAGGUUCACGAGGUUUUGAUGGAAAAGAUGGUGCCAAAGGUGACAGUGGUGCUCCUGGUCCAAAGGGUGAAACUGGUCUUCCUGGAGCAAACGGAUCACCGGGCCAACCGGGACCAAGAGGACCAGCUGGUGAAAGAGGAAGACCUGGGAAUCCUGGUGGCCCUGGUGCCCAUGGCAAAGACGGAGCUCCAGGAGCAGCAGGCCCACCUGGUCCCCCAGGCCCCCCUGGAACUGCAGGAUUUCCAGGCUCUCCAGGUUUUAAGGGUGAAGCUGGUCCUCCUGGUCCUGCUGGUGCUAGUGGUAGUCCUGGAGAGAGAGGAGAACCUGGUCCUCAGGGUCAUGCUGGGCCACCUGGGCCUCAGGGUCCUCCUGGAAGAGCUGGAAGUCCUGGCAACAAGGGUGAAAUGGGACCUUCUGGUAUUCCUGGUGCUCCUGGUCUGCCAGGAGGCCGUGGUCUUCCUGGCCCACCUGGUGCAAGUGGAAAUCCUGGAGCAAAAGGCACUCCGGGAGAACCUGGUAAGAAUGGUGCAAAAGGAGAUCCAGGCCCAAAAGGCGAGCGUGGUGAAAAUGGCACCCCAGGUGCUCCUGGACCUCCUGGUGAGGAAGGCAAAAGAGGUGCAAAUGGUGAACCUGGCCAGAAUGGUGUCCCUGGAACACCUGGAGAAAGGGGCUCCCCUGGUUUCCGUGGUUUACCCGGUAGCAAUGGACUUCCAGGCGAAAAGGGCCCUGCAGGUGAACGUGGCAGUCCAGGUCCCCCUGGCCCAAGUGGACCUGCAGGAGACCGUGGACAAGAUGGAGGCCCUGGUCUUCCAGGAAUGAGAGGUUUGCCUGGAAUUCCAGGAAGUGCUGGAAGCGAUGGGAAGCCCGGCCCUCCAGGUAAUCAGGGUGAACCUGGCCGUUCUGGUCCACCUGGCCCAGCAGGCCCACGUGGUCAACCAGGUGUAAUGGGUUUCCCCGGUCCUAAAGGAAAUGAGGGUGCACCUGGUAAGAAUGGAGAAAGAGGCCCUGGUGGACCACCUGGAACUCCUGGUCCUGCUGGAAAGAAUGGUGAUGUUGGCCUCCCUGGUCCUCCGGGACCUCCUGGUCCUUCUGGGGAGAGAGGAGAACCAGGGCCAUCAGGUUCUCCUGGCCUCCAGGGAUUGCCUGGCGGUCCAGGACCAGCUGGAGAAAAUGGAAAGCCUGGAGAACCAGGGCCAAAAGGUGAUAUUGGAGGACCUGGAUUCCCAGGCCCCAAGGGUGAAAAUGGUAUUCCAGGUGAACGUGGUGCACAGGGUCCUCCAGGACCUCCUGGAGCGAGAGGUGGGCCAGGUCCAGCUGGCUCAGAAGGUGCCAAGGGUCCUGCUGGCCCCCCUGGUGCCCCUGGAGGCACAGGGCUGCCUGGCUUACAGGGAAUGCCUGGGGAAAGAGGACCUUCUGGAAGUCCUGGACCGAAAGGGGAUAAGGGUGAACCUGGUGGCAAAGGUGUUGAUGGCCUUCCUGGUGCAAGAGGAGAGAGGGGUAAUGUUGGUCCCAUCGGUCCUCCUGGUCCUGCCGGCCCACCUGGAGAUAAGGGAGAGACUGGUCCAGCAGGUGCCCCAGGUCCAAUGGGUUCCCGUGGCGGUCCUGGUGAACGAGGAGAACAAGGUCUCCCUGGACCUGCUGGCUUCCCUGGCGCUCCAGGCCAAAAUGGUGAACCUGGUGGGAAAGGAGAGAGAGGCCCACCUGGUCUAAGAGGAGAGGCUGGACCCCCUGGAGCUGCAGGUCCACAAGGCGGCCCUGGUGCACCAGGUCCACCUGGUCCCCAAGGAACAAAAGGAGAACGUGGAUCACCUGGAGGCCCCGGUGCUGCUGGUUUCCCUGGUGCUCGUGGUCUACCUGGUCCCCCUGGUAACAAUGGUAGCCCAGGUCCCCCUGGUAAUGCAGGGCCUGCUGGCAAGGAUGGGCCUCCUGGACCCCCUGGUAAUGCUGGUCCUCCUGGCAGUUCGGGAUCUCCUGGAGCAAGAGGUGAGCCUGGCCCACCAGGUGAAAAAGGGACACCAGGCCCUCGUGGAGAAAGGGGGGCACCUGGCGACCCCGGUCCUCAAGGUAUCAUUGGUAGCCGCGGUAACACGGGUUUGCCAGGUCCGCGUGGCCUCCCUGGAGCAGCUGGAAUGGCCGGUAGCAAGGGUGAAGACGGUAAACCAGGCGUCAAUGGUGUUCCAGGAGAACGUGGUGCUCCUGGUCCACAAGGUCCUAUGGGACAAAGAGGCUUACCUGGAGAGCCCGGCAGAGAUGGUAACCCUGGCUCGGAUGGCUUGCCUGGACGCGAUGGAUCCCCAGGAGGCAAAGGUGACCGUGGUGAAAGUGGCCCUCCUGGAUCUCCAGGACCUCCUGGUCACCCUGGGCCUGCAGGUAACAACGGUGCCCCUGGAAAAGCUGGUGAAAGAGGAUUUCAGGGUCCGCCUGGCCCUCCUGGCUCUGCUGGUCCUGCUGGUGCUCGUGGUCCUGCUGGUCCUCAAGGUCCUCGUGGUGAUAAAGGUGAAACUGGUGAACGAGGCAGCGCAGGCAUCAAGGGUCAUAGAGGAUUUCCUGGUACCCCUGGUCUCCCUGGUCCUCCUGGUCCCCUGGGUCCACAAGGUGCAAUUGGAAGUCCAGGAGCUUCGGGUGCAAGGGGUCCCCCAGGACCAGCUGGGCCCCCUGGAAAAGAUGGUACAAGCGGCUAUCCAGGUCCAAUUGGUCCUCCUGGCCCCCGUGGUAACAGAGGUGAAAGUGGCCCUGCAGGUCCACCAGGCCAACCUGGUCUUCCUGGGCCUUCUGGUCCUCCUGGUCCAUGUUGUGGUGGUGGUGUAGCUUCCCUGGGUGCUGGUGAAAAAGGUCCAGUAGGCUAUGGAUAUGAAUAUCGAGAUGAGCCAAAAGAAAAUGAGAUCAACCUGGGUGACAUCAUGUCUUCAAUGAAAUCAAUCAACAACCAGAUUGAAAACAUCAUUAGUCCUGAUGGAUCACGAAAGAAUCCAGCUCGUAACUGCAGAGAUCUGAAAUUCUGCCAUCCUGAUCUUAAGAGUGGAGAGUACUGGAUUGAUCCUAAUCAAGGCUGCAAGAUGGAUGCUAUUAAAGUAUAUUGUAAUAUGGAAACUGGUGAGACAUGCCUCUCUGCUACCCCCAGCACUGUGCCAAGGAAGAACUGGUGGACCAGUGAAAACAGUGGAAAGAAACAUGUUUGGUUUGGAGAGUCUAUGAAUGGAGGCUUCCAGUUCAGCUACGGCGAUCCUGACCUUCCAGAGGAUGUCUCAGAAGUUCAGCUGGCAUUCCUCCGCAUCCUCUCCAGCCGUGCCUCCCAGAACAUUACCUACCACUGCAAGAACAGCAUUGCCUACAUGGAUCAAGCCAGCGGAAACGUUAAAAAAGCUCUGAAGCUGAUGAGUUCUGUGGAAAGUGAGAUCAAGGCUGAAGGAAACAGCAAAUACAUGUACGCAGUUCUGGAAGACGGCUGUACUAAACACACUGGUGAAUGGGGUAAAACAGUCUUUGAAUACAGAACACGCAAGACAAUGAGGUUGCCUGUGGUUGAUAUUGCACCCAUAGAUAUUGGUGGUCCUGAUCAAGAAUUUGGCGUGGACAUUGGCCCGGUCUGCUUCUUAUAAAUCGAAGAUCCUGCUCUUUCUGAAACCCCAGCAAACAGAUUCACACUCCAACUGUGCUCCUUUGUUUUAACCUUGUCAGCUAGUACAGAUGACCAUCUGUAUCCCAGUUAUUUAUUAACAAAAUUUCUGGGGGAAAAUUAAUUUGAUAUCAAGGGUUAUUUUUUUUCGCUAUUACACAAAGUACAGUAAAAAUGCUUUUUGCUCUUUUUUUUAACCAAAUUCCAUCUUCAGAACAUGUCUCCGUGGUGCUAUAAUAAAACUUCAACACUUAAUAAAACAACACUGUGUUCUAUUAGUUGAAUGUUAGCCAAUUUACAAAGCACUGAUUGCUCCCAGUACCAAAGUUUACCCUUCUUUCUAAGAUGCAGUCCAUAAAGCUAGAAAGACUUCCCUGUUUCAACUACCUCAACAUGGACAGAAACUGGGAUGUCUGAUGAGUCAAACCAAAAAAAAAAUCUCCAUCAAAUCAGUCAAAACACAUUAAACCCAUUGGUUAAGUCAGUGGAAUCAUUUGGUACAAAAUUGUGUUAUUUCUGUACUGAUUAGCUGUGAAAAAGUACAGUGUAUUUUAAGAGUUUAAUACCUUAAUGGCAGUUGUCACCGUAAUUUUAUUGUUGGAUUGUAUUCUGUUAUCAAAGGUGCUUCUCUACUUUCCUGUCAUUGCUGGUCAAGACCACUAAAAUUAGGGAAGUGUAAAAGACUAAUAUGAUGGUGCUAAUGUAUUUUUUUCACUCCUAACUCUGCAAGUCAGGGUUAUUGACUUGCUUUUUUUUAAAAAAAAAAAAAAAGUAAAGGAUUAAAAGCAAUUGUAAAUGUCUCCUGUCAAAGAUUGUCAUUGGCAUGUCAUAACUCAGAAUUUUUUUCCCUUCACUCUGUAAAAGUCAAUAAAAAAGCAAAAUUGUGAACUUCUUUUUUCACAUUAACACAUUUAUAGUGUUGAAGGUUAACCAUCUUUGUAAGCUUUUAUGUGGUUGUUGGUCUAUUCCUUACAGAGACACAUAAUAAAAUAUCUUAAUAAAACUC
This is a messenger RNA of Cygnus olor (mute swan), 5747 nucleotides long. It is a transcript of the gene COL3A1, whose product is annotated as collagen type III alpha 1 chain. The transcript has 51 exons. Gene Ontology annotation, molecular function: extracellular matrix structural constituent; protein binding. NCBI's taxonomy places the organism in Eukaryota, Metazoa, Chordata, Aves, Anseriformes, Anatidae. The record is from RefSeq and is a predicted model, not a curated record. Bases 345 to 4724 code for a protein of 1459 amino acids.